ACAGUAUGCUCUCAUUGUAAUUCAGUUUAAGGGAAUAUUGCGGCUAUGCGCCACACUCAAAACUCGAAAGUCAAAAAUGAAAUGUUUGGAAAUUUUGAGAUUAUUUAAUAGAGAGACUAUUUUAAAUUUUCACACGGGAAUUGGUACGGUUAGUUGCGUUUGAAUGGAAUUAUUGCGGUUUUACGGUCUACUCGGGGAAAAAUGGAAAGCAAAUUCGAGCAAAUUCGAGAUUAAAGUUGUACCUCGCCGAUUAUUUCCGUAAACCAAAGGCCUCGUUUCCACUGUUUUCUGUUUGCUUCUUUCAGUAGUGCAUUGGGAAGUUAUUUUUUUUGCAUCAUUUUGAUUUACAUAAAUUAUUUACAUCAGUGAGCUUGUAUUUUCAACUCUAUUGCGCACGAAAUACCCAUAAUGUGAAGGAGGACAUUGUUUAAAAAGCGAAUAAUAGGCAAAAUCUAAUCGGUAGAAUAUAUAUUGGCAACUUCUUUGAAAAAUUGGGGAGAAAUAAUUUUUCCCCCCUGGUGUACGGAAGUUUGCCAGGGGGUGGUGUACUCCAGGUCAAACGGAAGUGUGCCAUAUUCCACGCGUGACAACAAUUCGCGUUUGUUUACUAGCUUCGAGGAAAACUUGAUGCAAUUCGUUUAAACUUUGACAAUAUUUUUGACACUUACCUAUCGAUGAAACGACCUUAUUUCUCACGAGAUAUUUGUUGAGAUAUAGGCCUGUCAUUAUGAGGGUUUUUGGCGGCGAAGUUCAGUGUUCUUUAGGUAGAGAAUUUGUUUCAAAUAUGGACCUCUAAGACGAACGCACGCGUACAAAUAUGGACAAGUGAUAAUUGUCUGAAUUAAAACAUGGCUGAAAAUGAUGACUAUACAGACGCUCCGAAUGCCGAAGAAGCUAAAAAGAAUCCUGAUGCUUUAUUUGAUGAUUUUAUUGCUGCUUCGAACUUCUUGGAGACCUUGGACGUUUUUAAGAAGCUGUGUUCGAGCGUGAAUAUAGACCAGACUGAUUACCAAAACGUAUUCCGACUCUUAAAAGAGCGACUUACAAGUUGGAAAUGUCAAACUUUAUGGAACAAAUUGGACAAACGAGCCGAACUUCUGACUUACAAAAAGAAACCAUGUGGGAAAAAUAAUGUCCUGGUUAUAGGAUGCGGGCCAUGUGGUCUUCGCUUUGCUAUUGAGGCGGCAUUACUUGGAGCAAAAGUUGUCGUUUUGGAAAAGCGAAAUAGCUUUUCCCGCAACAAUGUAUUGCAUUUGUGGCCUUUUCUAAUAGUCGACCUCAAAAAUCUUGGCGCAAAGAAGUUUUUUGGUCGAUUUUGCGCUGGUACUUUAGACCAUAUUAGUAUCCGCAGACUACAACUAAUUCUCUUGAAGGUUUCCUUAAUUCUUGGUGUCCAAGUCCAUGCAGAAUGUAUGUUUGUGAAACUGCGAGAGCCAUCAGAAGAUCGAAGAUGGACUGCAGAAGUGAAACCCGAGAACCAUGUUGUGGGCAAAUACGAGUUCGACGUGAUCGUAGGAACAGAUGGACGAAGACACACGUUGAAGGGAUUCAAACGAAAAGAAUUUCGAGGCAAGCUCGCAAUCGCGAUAACCAUGAACUUUGUGAAUCGUAACUCGAAGGCUGAGGCGAGGGUCGAGGAGAUCAGUGGAGUUGCGUUCAUUUUCAAUCAAGGUUUCUUUCAGGACUUAAAGGAUUCAACAGGGAUAGAUUUAGAGAACAUUGUGUAUUAUAAAGACGAGACACAUUAUUUUGUUAUGACUGCAAAGAAGAAAAGUUUACUUCUCAAGGGAGUCUUGAAAAAGGAUCUCGCAGACCCACGAGACCUUUUGGCUGAGCGUAACGUGAAUCGGGAGCAGCUCCUCAACUAUGCACGGGAGGCCGCCGACUUCUGUACAGCAAAACAACUUCCUCAUCUCGACUUCGCCAUGACGCCACAAAAAUCUGAAGACAUAGCGAUGUUUGAUUUCACGUCCAUGUACGCCGCUGAAAAUGCUGCGAUGAUUUUCGAGAAGAAAGGACAUCGUUUGUUGACCUGUUUGGCCGGCGAUAGCCUGAUGGAGCCGUUUUGGCCCACUGGGUCUGGUUGCGCCAGAGGCUUUUUGUCCGUGUUUGAUGCCGCAUGGAUGAUGAGAGGCUGGGGCCUAGGACACCGUCCAAUAGAUCUCAUUAUGGAACGAGAAGGUGUUUACAAACUUCUUGCACAAACAACUGCUGACAACGUAUCGAAGAAGUUUGAUGAUUAUACAAUUGAUCCCAAGUCUCGCUAUCCUCCCGCAAGUGUGAGGAAGGCACCCAAAGAUUCUGUCAAGCAUUUGUACAAAGUCGUCCAGAACUCGUUGGAGGAGAGUUUGAUUGAAGAAAUACAACCAGAUAAUAUGGAAACUGAACAGGUUAUGAACAUUAAGAAUAAAGUGAGUCCUGAUCUGUUGCUCUCCUGGUGUCAGAAACACACGAAAGGAUAUAAAAAUGUAGACGUCAAAAACAUGUCAUCAUCUUGGAAAAGUGGUUUGGGAUUUUGUGCUCUUAUUCAUAAGUUCCGGCCUGACUUGAUUGAUUUUGAACGACUUAACGAGGAUGAUGUCGAGAAGAACAAUGAAUUGGCGUUUAGUGUAGCGGAGAAUGAGUUAGGAAUACCGCCACAGAUCUCAGCUGAAGAAAUGGCAAAUAAUGCAAGGACAGAUAUGCUCACUAUUGUAACCUAUCUUGCUCAAUAUUACGAGACUUUCAAAGACGAAAAACCUGUUCCACCACGAAGCAGCGCGUCCAGUGACGAGGUCACAUCGCCUGAAAACAAACAUAAAUCACCGUUAUCCAAACUGUCCUACAUUUCAAGAUUGAGCAUGAGAAAUAAAAAGGAUAAGCGUAAGCACAAGGAAGAGGUGCCAUCGGAAAAAUCAAGCAAGAAAUAUAAAGUGUCUGAUGAGAGCAAGGCAAAGCACGGAGGAAAGGAUGUUUCAUUAACUUCUUAUAAGAAAGGUAACAACAAUACUGGCGAGGCGGGAAAGAUGCAGAUAUCGGAUAGUGCCAACAAUAAACCAAGCAGCCGGAUCAGUGCUUUAGCUGAGCAAGUGUUUGGAGCGCCAGCCGAUAAAACUCAGCAGAUUAAAUCAACAGCAGGAGCACCUGUUCGUCAUGCUCGUGGUACACUUGGUAACAGCGAACAUUGUCAUUUCUGCAAUGAACGGAUAUUUGUCUUCGAAAGACUCUCGGCUGAAGGAUUCUUCUUUCAUCGCAAGUGCUUCAAAUGUGAACAUUGUGAGGUGACUCUACGACUGGGUAAUUAUGGUUAUGUCCCGCCACAAGAUAGUCAGCAAGGAAAAUUCUAUUGUAAACAGCAUUAUCGUAAAGUAUUUUAUGAAACGCCUGAAAAAUCGACUGAGGACAAAGAAAACCAAGAUGUUCAACCCGUGGAGCAAAAAACACGUCGGUCUCAUUCGAUUGGAGUCUUUGAUAUGAGCAUGCGUCAGAAAAUCGAAAAACCGAUUGACUUAGAGACGGCAGAUGUACGAUCACCCCCCCGAAAAGUACUCAAAGUUCCAAAGAACCUGAAGGAUCAGAUAAACGGUCGUGGAACUCCCCAGAGCAGCACUCCAUCCAGUGAACAUAAUGUAUCAGUGUCGCCGUAUGAGAUCAUCUCGCUUAGCAGUGUUGAGAAAUUGUCGGAUAAGGAAGAUGAAGAGGUCGGAAAGCAGUCGGAAGUAAGCGUAAAGCCUUCGGGAACGCCUAUCUCUCGAGGCAGUGCCAGUCGGAAAGCUCAUAGAUAUUCAAAACUAGAAGCCAGGCCUCUAAGGCGUUCCAGUGUUAGCGCGGUCAGGAAAUCAGAUAGAGGUACCAGGAGACUAUUCUUACAUAAGCGUAAACCCGAGGAGAAAAAGGAAACGAAGAAAGAAACUGGGCACAAGAUUGUUGCCUCGCCCGAAGCACCACCGAAACCACCGCGGGCUCAUCAAGUUCAAGAUGCCAGGGAGGAUAAAAAACCUGACGCUGUUGAGGAAAGUGGAGAAGGUAAACGUCGACGAAACUCCAAACGUGCAAAGUACCCAGAAUCAAUGGCCUUCUCGGAUCAGUUCUUGAUCACAAAGGCAGUCGAAAUGCCGCCUGACAGCAGCGGCAGCCCUGGAAACCAAGAGAACGUAACAUCUGAUCUUAGAGCAUGUCUUGGCGAAGCUACUCCGAGACGCAUCGGCCGACAAUCGGCCGGGCGACGACGAAAUGCAGACCCGAAGAAACAUUGGUCUGCGUAUUAUAGAGCAGCCAUGACUGAUGAUUCAUUUGACGAAGACACAAGACCUAAGUCACAACCCGAGCCACUAGAACCAUUCGAGCUCCCUACUGAACCUGUGCCUGAAACUGUUCCUGAACCUGGUCAUGAGCCACCCCAAAUGCCUCUCCCUACCCUCCACGAAGACCGUGUGCUGUCCCCAACCUCCCCCAAGAGACACCUUUGGUCCAAUCUCUUUGGUGGACAUCACAAAAAAGACAAGAAAAGCAAGGAGGAGAAGAGAAGAUUGAAAGAGGAACAUAGGAAAGAAAAGAAAGAGAAGAAACGAAGAAAGAAGGAAAAGAAACCCAAAAGCGACACUGAUGGCGUUCAGUCACCAGACGCUGCCCUCAGCGAUGCGGAUGAUGUGAGAUCUCCAGAUUUGUCAGAUGUGUGUUCUCCUGAAAGUAAUUACGAAUCCAGCGAGGAGGAAGAAGAACUUCCCGAAGCAGUCCGCCUCCGAAAGGGGAAAAAAAGACGAUUCCAGCUCGCGGAGAAAGAACGUGAUUUAAAACGACAAAAGAAAAAUCAGGAGUUCCACAUAAUGUUGGAAAUGAGGGAGAGGAAACGAAAGAGACUGAGGAUUGCUCAGUCAAUACAGCGAGAGCUUGGAGAAUGUGAAGUCAGGCAAAUGGAACUAGAGGAACGUGGUAUUUCGGUAGAGAUGAAGAUGGCACAGGUGGAAUCUGAAUCUGGUAACGAAACGGACGAACGUAAACUAGUCUUGGAAUGGUUUGAUUUGGUCAACAGGAAGAAUACUUUAGUCCGAUAUGAAUCAGAGCUGGUUAUAAGGUCGAAUUCCAUUGAGCUCGAGGAUCAACAACAGCAUCUUGAACAGCAGAUCAGAGACCUCAUGAUGAAAGAUGUCAGCACAGACGAAGAUCAAGUUAAAAUUGAGCAACUGACGCGAGAACUCGUGGAUAUUGUCGAACAAAGAAACAAGUUGGUGGAACUUUUGGACAAUGACAGGCAACGAGAACAAGAGGAAGAUGAGCAAUUUGAGAUGAUGAUGGCUUCCAAAGGAUUUGUUCUACCUUCAUAAGAUUGAUUCUAUGACAAGAUAGAAGUGGAUGACCAUGAAAGAACUAUGCCCUAGAAAGAGGUUAACACCACACAUGGUAUUCACAUGAAAAUCAUCUCAUUACAUUAUGAUCACAAAUGUAUGAUUAGCCUGUAAACAGCUAAGGUAUUGAUCUAAUGACAUUCCUGUCAUGUCUAAAUGACAUGUGAUGUCCAGUUAUAGACCAUGUGAUGGUCACAUGACCUGAAUAGAUUUAAUAGAUAGGCAUAAUGGUAUUGAAAGGAAUUUGUUCAAAUUUUUAAAUUAGAAUGCCACAAAAUUGUUGGACAUGAUACCAAGAGAAGAUCUCUUACAAACCGAAGUCAAAUGCUGAAUUGUUUUAAAGUAGAU
Molecule: messenger RNA, 5672 nt
Organism: Dendronephthya gigantea
Lineage: Eukaryota; Metazoa; Cnidaria; Anthozoa; Malacalcyonacea; Nephtheidae
Product: F-actin-monooxygenase MICAL2-like
Molecular function (GO): protein binding
Source: RefSeq, a predicted model, not a curated record